Messenger RNA from Penicillium longicatenatum, 1644 nucleotides. RefSeq lists its product as uncharacterized. Gene Ontology annotation, cellular component: membrane. Gene Ontology annotation, molecular function: carbohydrate:proton symporter activity. The record is from RefSeq and is a predicted model, not a curated record. Lineage: Eukaryota; Fungi; Ascomycota; Eurotiomycetes; Eurotiales; Aspergillaceae. The coding region runs from base 1 to 1644 and encodes 547 amino acids. Gene Ontology annotation, biological process: transmembrane transport; carbohydrate transport. The transcript is spliced from 4 exons.
AUGGCGGGAGGAACGAGUAUCUGGGUCAGUAACGAGGCCAAAACUGACCCUAAAGCUAUUUUCAACCUUCGUCUUCUUUAUCUUCUCAUUGCCGUUUCAUGGGGUGGUGCCUUCUAUGGAUUCGACACGGGAAACAUCGGGGGAAUUCUCACCCUACCUUCUUUUGAGAAUGCCUUUGGACUAAAUAACCUGACUGAAACCGAAAUAGAUAACCGAAAGGGGACCAUCGCGUCGAUGCUCGCAGCUGGCGGAUCUGUAGGCGCUCUACUCGCAGCCCCGACAUCCGACUACAUUGGCAGGAAAUGGUCCGUCUUCGGCUGGGGAUUGAUCUUUGUGGUGGGUGCCGCAAUGCAAAUGGUGGCAGACUACAAAGUUCUGCUGGGAGGCCGUUUCAUCGCUGGCAUGGGUGUCGGCGCUUCAUCAAUGCUCACGCCUCAAUUCUUAGCGGAAAAUUCCCCGAAAUCAGUUCGUGGAUCGAUGACUGCAACUUACAACUUGAUGAUUGUGUUUUGUCUCAUGUUGGCCUUCUUCAUCAACUAUGGCGUCUCGAAGUGGUCAUUUCCCGGCGUGGAGUACGAUAAUAGCCAAUGGCGGACGGCAAUGGGUAUCCAGCUCAUUCCCGGUGCACUGAUGUGUAUAAUGGUCCCAUUUGUACCGGAGACUCCACGUUGGUUGAUUAAUCAUGGAAAACAGGAGAAAGGUUUAGCAAAUAUUUGCAAAUUGAGAAAACUACCAGCGGACCACGAGUAUGUGCAAACUGAAUAUCGCGAGAUUGAAGCCCAGGUGAGGCAUGAGCAAGAAUGCUUUGCCGGACACAAUUAUUGGGUUGUCCUGAAGGAUAUUUUCACUUCAAGAAAUAACUUCCAGCGUUUCUUUCUGGCUGCGAUGCUAUUUCUGUUCCACAAGUUCACGGGUACAGAUUCUCUAAACUACUAUGCGCCGGAAAUCUUUGCCAUGAUUGGUGUCAGUGGAAACUCAACCACUCUAUUAGACACCGGUAUCUAUGGUGUCGUGAAGACGGUCACAUCCCUUUUCUACUUGGUAUACCUGGUUGACCGCGUCGGACGUCGAGUUCCCCUGCUGGUCGGUGCAACAAUGCAAGGUACUUCCAUGCUAUAUCUGGCGCUCUACCUUCGCUUCGCUGGAGUGACCGAGGACUCUUCUGCGGGAGGAACCCCCGCGGGAGGCAUUGUGGGACUUGUUUUCAUCUACAUCUAUGCCUUUGGGUGGUCAUUCGGACACUCUGUGGCCUGUUAUGUGGUCGCUGCCGAGGUUUUCCCUACAAGAAUUCGGUCAUUUUGUAUGGCUAUCUGCUUCUUUAUCAACUGGAUUGUGGACUUUGGCAUUACCCACGCCACCCCCAACAUGAUCACUGAAAUGGGAUGGGGAGUCUUCCUACUUUACUCGAUGCUGACCUAUUUGGGUGUCAUUUUUAUCUUUUUCUGUCUGCCAGAGAUGAAAGGUCGGUCCAUUGAAAGUAUGGAUAACCUGUUUGACAGACCUUUGUGGAUGAUGUGGCGCCAUGCCUACCCCACCGAGGAAGAAAAGGUCCGGUCGGAUGUCCGAGAUGAGGCUGUGAUGGGAAAGCUACAGGAUGAGGAUGACCCUAAAAGGAAUCAUGUGGAACAUGUUGAGACUGCUUGA